CUCUUCCAGCUUGCUCUAGCUCUUGUCUUGUCUCUCACCCUUUGGUCUUUUUUCAUUUCUGUCUUCUUCAUCUGUCUCCUUGGUGUUUCUCAUCACUUUCUCCUCCAAAUACCUUCUCUAAUUUUCCUCAAAAACGUGCUCUCUUUUUCUCUCUCUCUUUCCUAUCUUUUCUAUCUCGGUCUCCCCCAUUUUCUCUCCCCAUCUCUGUCUACCACAUCUUCCUCCCCCUCCUUCUCUCCAUCCCUCUGCCUUGCUCUCUCCAUUCCGGCCCAGGCCUGACUCCCCCAGCCAGGGAGAGUUGAGGGACGGGGGCUCAGGCCGCAACCCCCCCUUCCCGCAGUGGGGAAAAUGGCUUGGCCGGGAAGGGGAGAAGGAGGGGGAGGGGGAGAUGGGAACACACGGGGUCUGUGGGCCCAUUCAAAGGAUCAUUCAUGGACUGGAGAGAGGCAGAGACAAAGAGACCAAGACGCAGAGACACGUCCCGCCCUCAACCCCGCCUCCCGGGGCUCCCGUCCUCAGCUCCUCAUUGGCUCUGGUGUCUCCGCCCCGCCGGACGUCUUGGCCACUCAGGAGAGGUUUUACAAAGGCGCGCUCAAUUCCCGGAUGCCUACGGGAAGGAGCUCUUUGACAAAGCCAACAAGCACCACUUCUUACACAGCCUGGCCCUGUUAGGGGUAACCCACUGCAGAAAGCCCCUCUGGGCAGGGUUGCUACUAGCCUCUGGAACCACCUUAUUCUGCACCAGCUUUUACUACCAGGCUCUGAGUGGAGACACGAGCAUCCAGACUCUGGGUCCCGUUGGAGGGAGCCUGUUAAUCUUGGGGUGGCUUGCCUUGGCUCUUUGAAGUCUCUUGUUUAAGUACCCAAUGCUGGGAUUUCUGGGUGAUUUUUUUGGCGGGGACUUGGAGCAAAAAAGGAAUUAAAAGAGAAAGGCAAAUGAA
This is a messenger RNA of Jaculus jaculus (lesser Egyptian jerboa), 941 nucleotides long. RefSeq names its product transmembrane protein 256 (gene Tmem256). The record is from RefSeq and is a predicted model, not a curated record. The coding region runs from base 432 to 845 and encodes 137 amino acids. The transcript has 5 exons. NCBI's taxonomy places the organism in Eukaryota, Metazoa, Chordata, Mammalia, Rodentia, Dipodidae.